Messenger RNA from Python bivittatus (Burmese python), 3340 nucleotides. It is a transcript of the gene SLC25A34, whose product is annotated as solute carrier family 25 member 34. The record is from RefSeq and is a predicted model, not a curated record. NCBI's taxonomy places the organism in Eukaryota, Metazoa, Chordata, Lepidosauria, Squamata, Pythonidae.
CCCAGCUGCGGUCGAGGGAGGGAGUUGCUGAGGCUGGCUUGUGGAUUGUUUUCCACAAGGUCCUUGCUGUUUUGGGGGUCCCUCUAAAGUUUGCAGUCGUGGCGUGAGGCCCAGCGGCCCACGAGCACAAGGUGGGAAGCUCCGUGGCACCGACAGGCUUUGAAAAGGGGCUGUCUCUCCCUCCGGCUUGGGGAAGGUUGGGUGCCACAACCUGGCUUUUAGGGUGGGCGUCCCUGGGCUCCCUCUUAAUGCCCCGGUGGGCAUUUUCCGUAGCCUUGCCCUUCUUUCGUAACACAGUCCUUGCUCGAGGCAGGUUAUUUCAAGACGCUGGCCGAGAAGUCCGGCUGUGCUUUUGAGGCCCCGCAGCGGCGGCUCAGCAAGGAUUGGCCCCCACACGUGCUCAGGGUCCGUGUGCUGGCCGCGAAGGACGUGCUUGUCCAGGCCAGAAGCACCCCUUGCGCCCCCAGUGACUUUCUGACCCCCAGAACCAGCUCGUACGCGCCCCCCAGGUAGUGUCAGCUCUUAGCAGCAGUGCCUUCUGUUCCGGCCAACGUGAGUUUGAGUCCUGCCCUGCAGGAUCGCUGGCCCUUGUGCGAUGGAAGGACCAUGGGAUUGCUUGGUCGUCUGGGGAGAGGGGCUGGAGGCUGGAGGCCCAGAAACAGAGCCCUCUUUCUCUGCCCAGGAAGCGGGGAGCCCCUUCCCAUCCGCCGGCAGGUUUGGGAGUACGACCUCUGCAGGGGAGGAGGCCCUAGAGAAGGGGCCGGGCUUUGCCGCUGCAGGUGGCCUCACCGUGUGACCUUUCCCCUACAUGCAGCCACUUGCUCCCCUCCCCUCCCCUCGCCUGCCCUGCCCAACCCGCUGCCUGGCAGAGAGGGAAACGAAAGGCUGGCUCUGCCCCCGGUUUCACCCAGCGGGAGGCGUGGCUGUGGCCAGAGCAGAAAGCCAAGGGCUGCCAAAGGCCGAGGCUGGGCAGAGCUCCGUGCUGCUCAGGCUGGGCGCUGGGGGGCAUCGAUGCCAGUAGCCCCUGCUUGCUAGAGGAGAGGGGCUUGCUCACCUCCCAUCAGGGUCGCCCCGGGUUCUGGAGCUCUUGCAAGGCUUCUACCCGGGUGGAACCCACGCCAUGGAGCCCUCCUCCGGCCGGGCUGCGGCGGCCUCUCUCUCUCCCCCGGUGGAUUUUGUCCUGGGCGCCACGGCGUGCUGCAUGGCCUGCGUGUUCACCAACCCGCUGGAGGUGGUGAAGACCCGCCUGCAGCUGCAGGGGGAGCUCCGUUCUCGGGGCUCGUACCAUCGCCACUACCGAGGGGUGCUGCAGGCCACGCUGGCCGUCAGCCGGGCCGAUGGUCUCCGGGGCCUGCAGAAGGGGCUGGCGGCUGGACUGCUGUACCAGGGGCUGAUGAACGGCGUGCGCUUCGGCUUCUACUCCCACGCCGAAGAUGUCGGCUUAACCCAGCAUCCGGGAGGGACCGUUGCGGCUGGAGCCGUGGCCGGGGCGCUGGGGGCGUUUGUUGGUAGCCCGGCCUACCUGGUCAAGACGCAUCUACAAGCACAGACGGCGGCUGCCGUAGCUGUGGGACACCAGCACAACCACGAGAGCGUUUCCGGGGCCUUUGAGGCCAUUUACAAGCAGCAGGGGCUGCUGGGGCUGUGGCGAGGCGUGAACGGGGCGGUGCCACGGGUCACAGUGGGCUCGUCCGUGCAGCUGGCCACCUUUGCCUCCGCCAAGGAGUGGGUCGCAAAGCAGCAGUGGUUCAAGGAAGGCAGCUGGAUGGUGGCCCUUGCUGGCGGCAUGAUCAGCAGCGUGGCCGUGGCGGUGGCCAUGACUCCCUUCGAUGUGGUGAGCACGCGGCUCUACAACCAGCCAGUGGACGAAACGGGCAUGGGCAAGCAUUACCGCGGCUUCUUCGACUGCUUCGUGCGGGUCUCGGGGAAGGAAGGCGUCCUGGCCCUGUACAAGGGCCUCGGCCCCGCUUACCUCCGCCUGGGACCGCACACCGUCCUCAGCCUCCUCUUCUGGGACGAGCUGCGGGGGCUCACCUGCUGGCAGCAGGCCACCUGAACCCACCGCACCGUUGGGAGCCACCGGCCACAGAGGAGAGCGGGGCCGGGGGGCCGGCCCGGCAGCUUUCCCAGGGGCUCUUCCUCCAGCAGACCGGCCUCCUCUUCCAGCUGGCGCCCUCUUGGAUUCGGGGCCCAGGAACGUCGUCUGUCGCGCGUGGCGUGUCUGCCCACCCCAGAUAUGGAGCGGCGAAGGGGGCUUGAAGGUCAAGGACCCCGCAGUGCCAGUUGUAGUCUUUAAGCAGAGUGGCAGCUUCAGCCGCCCCCCUUUUUUGGGGGGGUCCCAAAUGCACCGCCUGACGAAGGCCUAUUUGUAGCGGAUUGGAUUUUGCUCCUGCCAGCUCCCGCUUUGACUUGCCCACCCGGGCCAGAGACGCUUAAACUGAACGGCCAGGAAAGCAGGCGGGGGCAGGGGGCGGGCGGCUCUCCCCACGGGAGAGGAAGGAGCACCAUCCCCCUGGAACGCGGAGGCUGGGACUGGCAGGCGGAUUGCGACCCAGCGGCUGAAUUUGGGCUGAAGCAGGUAAAGCAGGAAGGGCCAGGAGGCAGAGGAGGAGGAAGCAGAUGGGGGGAGAGAGGCAGGGCUCUGGGGAGCGACAAGUAAGCCGCACGCAGCUGGGGCUGGUUCUCUGGGCAGAGCGCGGCACUUCCCGUGCUUAAAACAUGGAGAUCUCCUUCGCUGGCAUGGCAGGGCAGACUCCGGGACUGACUCAGGGCAAGAACUUGGGAAACGUCCUGUUGUCUCUUCUGUCCUGACCUUUGGGACCCAUCGAAGGGACACGGGGGGAAGCACGGGAGGGCCGUGUUGCAACCGUUGGGGUCAAGGAGGCUGCGUCUGCCAGGAACUUCCAGGAACCUCAGCGUUGGGCAGGGCCCAGAUGCCAACUCCGAGCAUUGCCGUCUCCAGCGGGGCAGGGAGGCCACAGUGGCUGAAGGCUGGCCGUAGACUCUGCUCCUCCCACCCGAAGACAGAGGUGCUUUCCCUGCGCCGUUUGUUUACGGGUGGCUCGUCGGAAGCGUCUUUUGGCUGGGCAAAGUUUAGCUGACGAAGUUGGCCACGUUUGGCUUUAAACCACCCGGAAGCGGCUGGUGCGCUGGGACCCAAGGGCCGCGUUCGGUGCUGGAAGGUGCGGUUCAGACCCUUUGCUGCCCCGAACUGAAUGGCCCCGGCAGCCCUCCGGCCUGGCCUGGCGCUGUAGCAGGACUGGGGCAGAGAGAAGCUACGGAUGUAUCUGCCGCUUCCGUUGUAAAAAUAAAAGCACCCUUUCAACAAGUUGCACAGAAA